Ectocarpus sp. CCAP 1310/34 is the source of this 1981-nucleotide messenger RNA. The record is from the annotation of a GenBank genome assembly. Lineage: Eukaryota; Phaeophyceae; Ectocarpales; Ectocarpaceae.
AUGCGCCGGGAGGAAGAAGAUGGGUGCGACGAAGAACCGCGACCCAAGUGCCGCCGUACGGUUCGGCCGAGAGCGGACGACCGCGCUCUGCCUUGGGCAAGGAUGCUUGAGAAGGCCGACCUAUUGCAGGACCCGUCGACGAGAGAGGCAAAGCAGUUUCGGCGAAGGUUCCGCGUACCCUACCCUUUCUUCCUGUCCCUUGUGGACGGAGUGAAGGCGGGGAAGUGGCCUGGAUUCACGACGAACGAAUUCGAGCUUGGCGGGAGAGGCACCAGGCGCUGCAUCCCCGUGGAAAUAGAUGUGCUGCGCAUACUGGGCAGAGGAAACUAUUUCGACGAUGUCUCGGAGGUCACCGGCAUGGGCGAGGCCACGGUGAACCAACUGUUCCACAAGUUCACAGGAAGAUUCGCGCGUGAGUUUUUUCCGGUAUGGGUGAGGAUGCCGAACGAAGACGAGCUGAAGGAGAUCAUGAAAACCUAUGACGAGGUUGGAAUGACGGGCGCCAUGGGAUCGAUGGAUGGGACGCAUCUUCAGUGGACGGUGUGUCCUUAUUCGGAACGCUCGUCGCACGUUGGCAAGGAAGGCUACGCUACCCUCGUGUACAAUGUUGCCGUCAGCCACGACAUGCGUGUUUUGUCGUGUACGCGGGGCUUCCCCGGCGCCCAGAACGACAAGACCAUCGUCAAGUUCGACAAGUUCGCGACGGAGGUUCGAAACGGCUGGUACAAGGACGUAGAGUACACUCUGAAGGGCGAGGACGGAGGGGACAUCAAAGAGAAAGGGCCAUGGUUGAUCGUGGGCGGCGGAUAUCACAACUGGAAGCAGCUCCAGAGUCCGAUCAGGGUGCCAUCAACCAAGGCCGAGUCGGGGUUCAAGAGACAGCUCGAGGGCGUCCGCAAGGACUCGGAGUGCUGCUUCGGCGUCGUCAAGGGUCGGUUCAGGAUCUGCAAGAUGCAGUUCCUCUACAGGAAGAAAGAGAGGAUCGACAACACCUUCUUCACGUGCAUGAUACUGCACAACAUGCUUCUCGCCUACGACGGGAUCGAGCUCUUGGAGCCGUACUGCGACUGGGCCGGAGCGGACGGCGACCUCGACGAAGACAUCGUGCACCCUGACGUGCGGAUGAGUGCGCCGGCCGUUGGUGACCACCUUCGCUUACCGAUGGGGACAGGGGACCGUUGGGUGGAAGAGGUCGUGAUGAGCGUUGAGAAGUCACAUGCUGCUACGUUGACGGCGGGGAGGUAGGGGGGGGGGGCGUCGGCUGCAAUUAGUGGCAUUUUGGAAUCAAUCCCCCUGUUGAAGACUACAUCCCUCUCCGGCGUUAGCAUCGUCAUGUUUCGUUUUUGGUUCUUGUUACCAAGUGUCGCCUUUGCCUUUGCCUUUGCCCUUGCCUGGCCUUCUUUACACUUUGCCGUGUUGUUGUAUCAUUGUCGUAUGUGGUCUACUGUAUGAAAUCGUGUCUGGCCUGUUUCUGAUUCCCUUCGAGUAAUCCAUACAACUGUCUGCGCAUUGGCAUCAGAUUUGGCCUCUGUGUCUCGGUGUAUUAUUUAUCCUUUCUCGGUCCAUCUUUGCGCCUUUUUUGUUGAGGGGGGGUGGGACAGCCUCGAGGCUAGGCGGAGUUUCCUUCGCUCUGCUGGCGGAAGACUGUUUGUUUAGCUUGUUUUUCGCAGCAUUAUGUUUUUGGGUCGGAGUGGUUUGCUUUGUGUUCCCAUGGCCUGACGCGUGCGUAUGUACGUUACAUUUGUUUACGGUACAACAUAUUUUUUGUUUUUGUUAAGUUUUUGCGGCGUCGGGUGUACCCAAAUAUGUGACCACAGGCUCCUAUGGUUGUUUUGGAAAAGAGAGCUACAGAUUAGUAAUUGUGAAGUGAGGACACAGGCUUCUGUCAGGGACAGGGGCCGUUGUCGCCGCAUUUUAAACCCACUGCCAAGGGCUGCUAGGGUUGAGGAAUGUAGCGAGAGGAACUAGAUAAAGGAAGAGU